AUGACAGCCAAUGGCACAGGGACAGACACCAACGACUCCUGGGCCCUUGCCAGCCAUGCCACGGGCCUCACCGCCUUCUCCAUGGGUGGCUGGCAGCUGGCUCUGUGGGCCACGGCCUACCUGGCCCUGGUUCUGGUGGCCGUGACAGGCAAUGCCACAGUAAUAUGGAUUGUCCUGGCGCACCCGCAGAUGCGCACCGUCACCAACUACUUCAUCGUCAACCUGGCCCUGUCUGACCUCUGCACUGCCACCUUCAACACGGCCUUCAACUUCGUCUACGCCAGCCACAACGUCUGGUACUUCGGCCGCGCCUUCUGCUACUUCCAGAACCUCUUCCCCAUCACGGCCGUCUUUGUCAGCAUCUACUCCAUGACAGCCAUCGCUGCUGAAAGGUACAUGGCCAUCGUCCACCCCUUCCAGCCGCGACUUUCAGCCCUGGCCACCCGGGCAGUGAUCGCUGGCAUCUGGCUGGUAGCACUGGCCCUGGCCUUCCCGCAAUGCCUCUACUCUACCAUCACCCAGGACCAAGGCGCCACCAAGUGCUUGGUGGCCUGGCCCGAAGACGGAGGGGGCAAGACACCACUCCUGUACCACCUGGUGGUGAUCGCCGCCAUCUACGUGCUGCCGCUGCUGGCGAUGCUCGCGGCCUACAGCGUCAUCGGCUUCACGCUGUGGAAGCGGCCGGUGGCCGUGGCUGGGCGGCAGGUGCAUGGCGCCGCCUCCUGGCGCCGCCUGCGGGCCAAGAAGAAGUUCGUGAAGGCCAUGGUGCUGGCGGUGGGGACGUUCGCCGUGUGCUGGCUGCCCUACCACCUCUACUUCCUCCUGGGCCACUUCCAGGACGGCAUCUACCGCCACGGCUUCAUCCAGCAGCUGUACCUGGCCCUCUUCUGGCUGGCCAUGAGCUCCACCAUGCACAACCCCAUCAUCUACUGCUGCCUCAACCGCAGGUUUCGCUCUGGAUUUCGCCUCGCCUUCCACUGCUGCCCCUGGGUCACGCCAAGGGAAGAGGACAAGAUGGAGCUGACCCACACUGCGUCCGUGUCCCUGAGGGCCACCAGGCGCAGCACCAAAGAGAUUUUCUUCAUGGUUGGGGCCGUGGUUCCCUCUGAGACACCCCAGGACGGGGGACCUACUAAACUCUGA
This is a messenger RNA of Suncus etruscus (white-toothed pygmy shrew), 1143 nucleotides long. RefSeq names its product tachykinin receptor 2 (gene TACR2). Gene Ontology annotation, molecular function: substance K receptor activity. NCBI's taxonomy places the organism in Eukaryota, Metazoa, Chordata, Mammalia, Eulipotyphla, Soricidae. The transcript is spliced from 5 exons. Bases 1 to 1143 code for a protein of 380 amino acids. Gene Ontology annotation, cellular component: sperm midpiece; plasma membrane. Gene Ontology annotation, biological process: positive regulation of flagellated sperm motility; G protein-coupled receptor signaling pathway. The record is from RefSeq and is a predicted model, not a curated record.